Aspergillus homomorphus CBS 101889 is the source of this 927-nucleotide messenger RNA. Its product is annotated as J-type chaperone JAC1. NCBI's taxonomy places the organism in Eukaryota, Fungi, Ascomycota, Eurotiomycetes, Eurotiales, Aspergillaceae. The transcript has a single exon. Gene Ontology annotation, molecular function: protein-folding chaperone binding; ATPase activator activity. The record is from RefSeq and is a predicted model, not a curated record. Gene Ontology annotation, cellular component: mitochondrion. Gene Ontology annotation, biological process: protein complex oligomerization; [2Fe-2S] cluster assembly. Bases 64 to 891 code for a protein of 275 amino acids.
AGACAGAAGCUUCAACAUCUCAACUCAUCUUCACAUACCCUUUUUGUCUCUCUGUCCACAGUCAUGGCGGUACCGCGCCUAGCCACACGGCUGUACCCUGCCGGACUUCCCCAGAAGAGCUUGCGAACCCUGUCUCCGCGCUCUUUCAGCACAACUACAUCAUAUCCCAGAUGCCAUCUCCGACUCUCGUCAACGCCAUUACCUUCGCCACUACGACAACCCAAUAAGGAAAGCCUUACUAGCACCACUCGCUCGCUCACCACCACCACCUCCUGCCUCUCAUCUUCUACAUCCUCCUCAUCAUCUUCCACCCCAGAAACCCCCGACAUCACGAACCACUACACGAUCUUCCGCAACACGCUCCCGGCGGGCCCACCACCGCACUCCCCAUUCUCGAUCCCGGUCGCGGACCUGCGCCGCGAAUUUCUUCAAUGGCAGUCCCGCAUCCACCCAGACAAGUACCCGUCGGGCCCGCAGAAGCAGCAAGCGGAGGCGCUGUCGGCGCGGAUCAACGAGGCCUACCGCACGCUGCUGGACCCGCUGCAGCGCGCGCAGUACCUCCUCCACGAGAUGCACGGAAUCGACGUCACGGCGGAGGACGGGGCGACGAAGCACGCGCUGGACCCGCAGACGCUGAUGGAGGUGAUGGAGGUGCAGGAGACGAUUGAAGAAGUCGGGGCGGAUGAGGCGGCCGAGGAGACGAUCCGGGAGUUGAAGCGGGAGAAUGAGCAGCGGGUCGCCGGGUGUGUGCGGGCUUUGGAGGAGGCGUUCGACAGUGGGGAAAUCGAGAAGGCGCGCACGGAGUGUGUCAAGUUGCGGUUUUGGUAUAGUGUUGGAGAGGGCCUGAGGGAGUGGGAACCGGGGACGACCGAGAUUCGCCUUGUGCAUUGAUUGAACUGAUCUCGGGGAAUGAUCGCUUUAUGUAUA